This is a messenger RNA of Rhododendron vialii, 3858 nucleotides long. RefSeq names its product leucine-rich repeat receptor-like serine/threonine-protein kinase RGI4. Bases 328 to 3654 code for a protein of 1108 amino acids. The record is from RefSeq and is a predicted model, not a curated record. Gene Ontology annotation, biological process: protein phosphorylation. The transcript is spliced from 2 exons. NCBI's taxonomy places the organism in Eukaryota, Viridiplantae, Streptophyta, Magnoliopsida, Ericales, Ericaceae. Gene Ontology annotation, cellular component: plasma membrane. Gene Ontology annotation, molecular function: protein kinase activity; protein binding; ATP binding.
AUUUUUCAAAAAAUGACAUCCAUCUCCCCCACUCCCCACUUCCUCCCAAACAAAUACUCCUCCAUAGAAGCAUACCAAAAAAAAAACCUCUAAAAAUUCCAUUUCCUCUCUGCAAAAAACAUCAUGGCCUAGCUGUUUCUUGGAUCCAGAGAUUCUGGGUCUCUCUCUCUCUCUCUCAUUACUAUAUUUAAAUAAACACCUAUUUAAAAACCUUAGCCCACAAGACAUGGUUUUGGUAUUCUCCCAUUCUUCCUCCUCCCUAGGCUCCUCAAACCCCUCCUCCUCCUUCUCCUCGUCCUUAGCAUUGAAGUUUGUACUCUAGCUGUAAUGCCUGUAAAUCCAUGGCCUCUCUUCUUUUCCACUCUUCUCCUUCUCUUUUCCUUCAUCAUAACUUCUUCUUUCGCCCUCAACCCACAAGGCCAAUCCCUCCUCUCCUGGAAACAAACCCUCAACGGAUCCCUCGAGGCCUUGAACAACUGGGACUCCACCGAUGACACCCCCUGCGGGUGGUUCGGAAUCACCUGCAAUCUCGACGACGACGUUGUGGCGCUCAACUUGACUUAUAUCGAUUUAUUCGGUACCGUCCCUUCGAAUUUCGCCUCGCUCCUCUCCUUGGAGAAGCUCGUCUUGUCGGGAACGAACCUGACCGGUUCCAUCCCGAACGCGAUCGGUUCGCUCCCCGAACUCACGUACUUGGACUUGAGCGACAAUGCCUUGACCGGCGAAAUCCCGAGCGAGAUCCAAAACUUGCUCAAACUCGAGGAGCUUUAUCUCAAUUCGAACCGCCUCGUGGGUCCGAUCCCGGUCGGAAUGGGGAACCUCACUAGUUUGACGACGUUGAUAUUAUACGACAACCAACUCAGUGGCGGGAUUCCAAGCAGUAUUGGGAACUUGCAGAAUCUCGAAGUGAUACGAGCCGGUGGAAACAAGAAUCUCCAGGGGCCGUUGCCCCAGGAGAUUGGAAACUGCACCAACUUGGUGAUGCUGGGAUUGGCCGAGACUAGCAUCUCGGGUUUCCUCCCUCCUAGUCUCGGCCAAUUAAAAAAGCUCGAGACGAUCGCAAUCUACACGGCACUCCUCUCGGGCCAAAUUCCAUCCGAGAUUGGAGACUGCACUUCGCUCCAAUUCAUCUACUUGUACGAAAAUUCUCUCUCGGGUUCGAUUCCGAGGACCUUGGGGAAUCUGAAAAACCUCCAGAAUCUCUUGCUUUGGCAAAACAAUCUAGUUGGCACGCUUCCAACCGAGCUGGGUAAUUGCAGUGAGUUGUUGAUUAUCGACUGUUCCAUGAAUUCACUCACUGGAAAAAUCCCAGAUAGUUUCGGCAACUUGACAUCAUUGCAAGAGUUGCAGUUGAGCGUCAAUCAAAUCUCGGGGGAAAUACCGUCAAAUUUGGGAAAUUGUGCCGGUAUGACUCAGAUUGAGCUCGAUAACAAUCAAAUCACCGGUUCAAUUCCUGCUGAACUGGGGAAUAUCAGGAAUCUGACGAUCCUGUUCUUGUGGCAAAACAAGCUCGAAGGCAACAUACCUUCGAGUAUUUCGUUCUGCCACAAUCUGCAAGCCAUCGACCUGUCGCAAAACGCAUUGACGGGUCCCAUCCCAAAAGGUUUAUUCCAAUUGACCCAGCUGAACAAGUUGCUGCUGCUGUCCAACAAUUUAUCCGGCAAUAUUCCGCUGGAGAUCGGACAAUGCUCGAGCCUGAUUCGGUUUCGGGCCAACGACAACGACCUCACCGGACCGAUUCCGCCGCAGAUUGGGAACUUGUCGAAUCUGAAUUUCCUUGACCUCGGAUCAAAUCAGCUCACCGGGGUUAUACCGGCGCAGAUCUCCGGCUGCCGGAAUCUGACUUAUCUCGACUUGCAUUCCAACUCCAUCGCUGGGAACCUGCCGGAGAAUCUGAAUGAGCUUGUUUCGCUCCAGUAUGGGGAUGUUUCCGAUAAUCUCAUCGGAGGCACAUUGAGUCCGAGUCUCGGAUCGCUGAGUUCGCUCACCAAACUCGUCCUGGCGAAGAACCGGUUUUCGGGCCCGAUUCCAACGCAGAUUGGAUCCUGUUUGGGGCUUCAGUUACUGGAUCUGAGCAGUAACAACCUCUCCGGUGAGAUUCCGGCGAGCAUUGGUAAGAUUCCGGCGCUGGAAAUCGCUCUCAAUCUCAGUUGCAACGGCCUUUCAGGCGAAAUUCCGGAGGAGUUCACGGCGUUGAACAAGCUCGGAGUGUUAGAUCUCUCUCACAAUCAACUCUCCGGCGACCUUCAAUAUCUCGCCGGCCUUCAAAACCUCGUCGUGCUCAACGUAUCGGACAACGAUUUCUCCGGCCGGGUACCGGACACCUCGUUCUUCUCGAAGCUUCCGCUGAGCAUGCUCGACGGAAACCCCAACCUUUGCUUAUCCGGCAACCGCUGCGCCGCCGGAAACGGCGGAGGCUCCGCAGAGCACGGCCGAGCGGCGAGGGUGGCAAUGGUGGUGCUCCUCUGCGGGGCGUGCGCGCUCCUCCUCGCGGCUCUCUACAUCAUCCUCGGAGGUCAGAGGCGGGCCCACAAGGCCCACAUAAGCGAUGGUGACAUGGCGGAGAUGGGACCGCCAUGGGACGUCACGCUAUACCAAAAGCUAGACUUGUCUAUAGAUGACGUGGCCAAAUGCUUGACAGAUGGCAAUGUAAUUGGCCACGGACGAACCGGCGUCGUUUACAGAGCAAACGUCCCCUCGGGGCUAACCAUCGCGGUCAAGAGAUUUCAGCCGGCAGAGAAGUACUCGGCCUCCGCAUUCUCAUCGGAGAAUGCCACGUUGGCGCGGAUACGUCACCGGAAUAUCGUACGGCUUUUGGGUUGGGCUGCUAACAAGAAAACAAAGCUACUGUUCUAUGAUCAUUUGCCAAAUGGUACAUUAGGUGAAUUGUUACACGAAGGCGGCUGCGGUGGCAGAGUGGUGGAGUGGGGUAUUCGGUUCAAGAUAGCGUUGGAUGUGGCCGAAGGGUUAGCUUAUUUGCACCACGACUGUGUCCCGGCUAUCCUGCACCGGGACGUCAAGGCGCACAAUAUACUCUUGGGCGAUCGGUACGAGGCCUGUUUGGCCGAUUUUGGAUUAGCUAGGCUGGUGGAGGAUGAACAUGGCACGUUUUCGGCUAAACCACAGUUUGCCGGGUCCUACGGCUACAUUGCACCUGAGUAUGCUUGCAUGCUAAAGAUCACCGAGAAGAGCGAUGUCUACAGUUACGGCGUAGUCCUGCUUGAAACCAUAACCGGGAAGAAACCAGUGGACCCAUCCUUCCCCGAAAACCAACACGUCAUCCAAUGGGUCCGCGACCACCUCAAGAGCAAGAAAGACCCAGUUGACAUCAUUGAUCCGAAAUUACAAGGUCAUCCCGACACGCAGAUACAAGAAAUGCUCCAGGCGCUCGGCAUAUCCCUCCUCUGCACUAGCAACCGCGCAGAGGACCGUCCAGCUAUGAAAGACGUCGUGGCAUUGCUAAGGGAGAUUCGACAGGAGUCCGGGGCGGGAGGGGAGGCCAAAAAAUCCGCCAAGAACUCGGAAGUUGGGUCGUAUUCGUCGUCGUCGGUGACUCCGGCUCAGUUGAUGCUCCUUCAGGGGUCGUCGAAUUGUUCGCUUGUCUAUUCAUCUUCGUCAGGUAGUUAUCUCUCAGGAAGUAAUAUUAAUCAAUAACAAGAGGUGGAAUGACAAUUGAAAUAGAAGUAGAUGGUAACCUUUAAGGAGUUUAAUGGAGUUCAGUGUAUAGCAUUUUUAGAAUUAUUGUUCCUCAAUUAUGUCACAAAUGAAGCUAUUUUGCAAAACCAAAUCUCAAAUGGGACGAUUCCCCAAAGGAAGAACCAAUCAAUUGAGAACUUCAUUUCUCUUUGUUCUUUCCUU